UUAUAAAGGUUCUCAUGAUCAUCCUAAACCCCAACUGAGCCGUCGAUUUACUCCUGGUGCUCUUAUGUCCAUCCAAGAAGAUAAAUUCUUUGUUGAGGACAAGUUCAACGCCAAUGCCCAGACCAGUAAAAUUGAGCCCAUUAGUACUCCCGUAUCACCUCAGCAAGUGGAUGCUGAUGGUCCUGAAGGGGCAGUUUCACAGAUGCAGGGCACUAAUGAUGAUAUGGAUGAGGAUGAUCCAUUUGUGAAAAGAAGGAAAAUGGAUGGUGCAGUGGAUAUAACACCAGUGAUUAAGCCAAUCCGUGAACCACGCGUUGUUGUUCAAACUGUCAGUGAAGUUGAUAUAUUAGAUGAUGGGUACCGGUGGCGCAAGUAUGGACAGAAGGUGGUCCGAGGCAAUCCUAAUCCUAGGAGCUAUUAUAAGUGCACCAAUGCUGGAUGCCCUGUCAGGAAACAUGUGGAGAGGGCUUCUCAUGAUCCCAAAGCUGUUAUCACCACUUAUGAAGGAAAACAUAAUCACGACGUACCUGCUGCAAGGUCUAAUAACCAUGAAAUGGCAGGAUCCACGCCUGUAACUGGCGGUUCAAGGAUCAGGGCAGAAGAGACUUACUCUAUUAAUCUGGAUCUAGGUGUUGGUUUUGGAUAUGGUGUGGAGAAUGGGAACAAUAGGCAACUUCACACCGUCCAUAACCAAGUUCAAGUUUCACGUUCCGGUAUGAUGGUAGUGCAACCAGCUGCAAUUGCAGCGCGCUAUGGUAUUGUAAAUGGUGGCAUGAGCCGGUUUGGACCUAUAGAUAAUCAUGUGCAAGGACAUGGUUUUGAGACUUUGCCUUUACAACCUUCUACUCAAUUUCCUCAAAACUAUGGAAAGAUACUCUUGGGCCCAUGAUUGUUUCUACCUCCAUGUAUAAGCUUAACAAUAAGAAGCCACCAUCUAUUUUUUCUUGAAUAUUGGUGGAUUACAAAAGACAUCUCUAGUUGAAGUAUAGAUACUUGCCCUCAUACUUCUAGGACCCAUCAUGCUGUAUUAUACAACUGCUCAGAAAAAUGUUGCACUUCCUUUGUACAUACCAACAGUAUUUUAGGAAGUGAACAACAGUGGAUGUCUGAGCAAAUAUCCACGCCUCCAAUAUCUUUAUCCCCAUGAAUAGGCAAAUUCUAUGUACUGUAACUAGGAGGCAAACACAUGGCAAAUGUAUUUUUUGAAAAUAAUAUGGUAAAGAUAAUAUAAAAGUGCUUUGGGAGA
Messenger RNA from Nicotiana tabacum (common tobacco), 1246 nucleotides. NCBI's taxonomy places the organism in Eukaryota, Viridiplantae, Streptophyta, Magnoliopsida, Solanales, Solanaceae. The record is from RefSeq and is a predicted model, not a curated record.